AUGUUGCUUCUCUUCGCACCAACCCUCUUAGCCACUUCGGUGUAUGCAGUCAACAAUGGUCUGGCUAGAACGCCUCAGAUGGGGUGGAACAACUGGAAUUCCCUCGGCUGUGAUGUAUCCCAGUCAUUGUUGCUCGAUACUUCCAAGGUGUUGCUGAAUAGCGGCCUGAAAGACGUGGGUUAUCAAUAUGUCGUCCUUGAUGAUUGCUGGUCGGAUGGGCGUGACGCCGGUGGCUAUCUUCAACAUGACGCGAAGAAAUUCCCCAACGGCAUGAAAUGGGUUGCUAAUGAACUUCACGAGAUGGGUCUCCUGUUUGGCAUGUAUUCAAGUGCUGGAGAAAUGACCUGCGCCAGAUACGAAGGUUCGCUUGACCACGAAGAGAAAGACGCAGAGAUUUGGGCCUCGUGGGAUGUCGACUAUCUGAAAUACGACAAUUGUUACCAUCGCGGCCGAUUCGGCUACCCUGAAAUCUCCUUCAACCGUUACAACAAGAUGGCCCAAGCACUCAACGCUACUGGUCGACCAAUUCUUUAUUCGUUAUGUUCCUGGGGAGAGGACUAUGUGCACACGUGGGGCAUGUCCAUUGCUAAUUCCUGGCGAAUGUCCGGCGAUAUCUAUGACCACUUCAACCGUCCAGACGCUCUAUGUGCGUGCGACGAUCCUCGAGAUCCGCAUUGUGUCGCACCAGGAAGUCACUGUUCAGUCAUGAAUAUCAUCAAUAAAGUUGCGCCCUACGCUGAUCGCAGUCAGUUUGGCGGCUGGAACGAUUUAGACAUGUUGGAGGUGGGACAGGGUGGGAUGACUGACGAAGAAUACAAAGCACACUUUUCCAUGUGGGCAGCUCUGAAAUCUCCGCUACUGAUUGGGGCCGACAUUCGCAAGCUGUCGUCCAAAACGUUGACAAUUCUAAACAACCCGGCCGUGAUUGCAGUCAGCCAAGAUCCACUCGGUCGGUCUGUUGCUCAGAUAUACCGGGAUCAACAGGUCAAGAAGGACAAAUAUGGACAAGGCGAGGUCCAAAUUUGGAGUGGCCCGCUUUGGCUCCACGACCAGGUUGUCAUCUUCCUCAAUGCAGCGGACGAGGAUCUCGAAAUGACAACCACCCUCAAUGACAUCUUUGUGCACGAAGGGCCUGAAGGUUCGGCGCCGCAGACCAUGGAGGAAUUUGACAUCUACGACCUGUGGGCUGAUCGCAUGGAAGAUUCUACAGCUGAGCAAAUUCUCAAUGGAAAGGCUCAAUACAGAAGCUCGUGGUAUAACUCGACUCUGACGCCGUACAAAGAGGGUCUGGCCAAGCCUGACCCGCGGCUUUUGGGCAAGCGUGUAGGCAGCAUUGGACCAAAGCAUGACGUUCUGCGAGCGCAUGUACCACGACAUGGUAUCCGCAUGUUCAGACUGCGGAACUUGAGUGGCGCCUCUCCGAGAUACGCCACGACCAAGAGUGAGCUCUAA
Fonsecaea nubica is the source of this 1452-nucleotide messenger RNA. RefSeq lists its product as hypothetical. Lineage: Eukaryota; Fungi; Ascomycota; Eurotiomycetes; Chaetothyriales; Herpotrichiellaceae. The transcript has 2 exons. The record is from RefSeq and is a predicted model, not a curated record. The coding region runs from base 1 to 1452 and encodes 483 amino acids. Gene Ontology annotation, biological process: carbohydrate metabolic process. Gene Ontology annotation, molecular function: alpha-galactosidase activity.